AUGCUGCCGACGGACCCGGCGACGUCACCGGCGCCGCGUGCGAGCAAAGAGACGAAGCGAGGCGACGCCGCCAAGCGCAAGUUGGGCACGCGACUCCGCCAGCUACGCUACGUCGCGCAGAAGCGAGAGCACCUCGAGCACCUCGAGGGCUCGGUCCAGCAACUGCACUGCCAUGUUGCGCGCUGCGAAGGGCAGCUCGAGGUCUUGCGCGCGGUCAAUGCGCCCCACGACAGCGCGCUCAGCACCGCCGUCGAGUUCUUCGCAUCGUUUCGGCAUGGCUACCAAGUGCAUCGCCCGCACAUGCAAGCGAACCAAGACGCCUUCCUUCACAGCGUCAUGCGCCAUGACUUGCUCUUUAUGAACGAGAGAGGCAUCGAAAAGCUCUUUGCCCAGUGGCGGGCCUCCCACGCCAUCUUCCCGUCCAUUGAGAUGGUACCCACGGGCUUCGACGUGCGCGCGUGCGACGACGCGUACCUCGUGGUGGCCCCGGGCGUGCUGCACCUUCGCAUUUCACGCAUGUCGCUCCAGUGUCUCUGUCCGCACGUCUUGCAGAACGAGUGGCUCGUUCAGCGCUUAUUGGGACAAGUGCUCUCGAUGCCGAUCGUCAACACAUUUCACUUUCUUCCAGACGGUUCGAUCACGCGCAUGGACACAGCUGCCAGCAUUGUCCCCGCCUUGCUCGCGCUCGUCGGCGCCGAAAACGCGCUCCUCAUUGUUGACGGAGCAAAGAUACAAGCCAACGGCGAGCUCACGAUACCUUGA
This is a messenger RNA of Saprolegnia parasitica CBS 223.65, 762 nucleotides long. RefSeq lists its product as hypothetical. The record is from RefSeq and is a predicted model, not a curated record. Bases 1 to 762 code for a protein of 253 amino acids. The transcript has 2 exons. NCBI's taxonomy places the organism in Eukaryota, Oomycota, Saprolegniomycetes, Saprolegniales, Saprolegniaceae.